AUGGGAUCAAAAGCGUCGAAAAAUCUAUCAAAAGGUACCAAACCACCGUCGACGGAAUCUGUCGCUGUCUUGCAGCCUUUCAAACCUCUAACCAAACCACUAACCUACCCGUCCUUGGUCUCAGUUGUGGAGUUCAUCUGCUUUGGUAGACGAAAACAACUAUACGCAAAAUGUCCAACGAUUCGAAAACUCGAAGAAAGACUACCCUAUCAUCUUGAACGUGUGGAAAUCCAAACAAUAGGCCCUAGCUACAUUAUUUUGGACUUGGAAAAUUUUGCAAUUGGUUCCUAUCUAUUCAGUGAAGACACGAUAUCUAUGUGGUGUUCUGAAAAUUGGGUGGAGCGCUCAACAGGAACGUCUUUGUAUGAGGCGACUGAAAAGUUUGCAUUAUAUAAUCUGAGCAGACCGGGGACAACAAUAAAGACACUUGAGACAAAAUUCACUCCGAAAUGCAUUUUGAACUGUAUCCCCUUGUCAAUCGAAAAUUAUGUAGUGGAAUGUAACGACUGGGACAAAUGGAUCAUCCGUACAACCAGACCAGUUAAAACUCUGCAGACUGAUUUUAUAAUCAGACAUGACACGAUCAAGUACGCAAAACACGUGACAGUGACUCGACCACCGCAUCUUCCGAUCUGA
Messenger RNA from Caenorhabditis remanei, 636 nucleotides. RefSeq lists its product as uncharacterized. Bases 1 to 636 code for a protein of 211 amino acids. The record is from RefSeq and is a predicted model, not a curated record. The transcript is spliced from 5 exons. NCBI's taxonomy places the organism in Eukaryota, Metazoa, Nematoda, Chromadorea, Rhabditida, Rhabditidae.